GACAAUCCACAAAACAAUGCCAAAUAAGACAUUGUGUUCCAGGAUUUGUAGGAUAAUCAGGUAUUAGACUCUUGCUCUUGUUUGGCUCCUCCACUUGUAGCAGGGAGCGGAAACUUUAGAGAGAAAUAGGAUUGAUGUUAGGGAAAACUUUCCAGCAAUUAGAGUGGAAUGAGCUAUCUCCGGAGGCAAGCAGUAGAUCUUCAAAGGCUAGAUGGCCUCUAGGAGAGUAAAUUGCAGAGGGGAUUCAGUCAAGUGCAGGUUGGACUAGAUGGAUUCUGAAGAGCUUUACGAUGCUGAGAUUCUGUGAUGCGGAGGUCCGAGGAGAGCAAUGAUCGGCUGAUCUCGUUUUGAUGGGCAGUUGUUAGUCUUUGGCAGGAGUGAGGAGCGAGAAAAUGCUCGAAGCCUCCAGCCUCCUACAGCUUUGUGAUCCUCGUGGUGAGAUUCGGUCUAACGGUCUGGGUCAGAGUGCCUGGAGAAAGGCAGCGACGUGAGGAUUCUUGGGAGUGGGCUUUCAAGAAACAGGGUGAGGAGAGCCAUCGAGAUUAUGGAAUCCUCCAAGCGUCCUAGAACGGUCGUAGACACUAGCUAGAGUCAUGGGGCCGCUUCCUGUCCUUGUUCAGCUCGUUUCCGUCCGGCUUACCCCAGUUUAAUAGUGGGUUGCAAUCAAAACUCCGCCCCCUCCCCUCUCCUCAGGCUCCGCGCGCCCCGCGUCCGGAGCAGACGGACUUAAAGAUUCUAACCCUGAUGUGAUUUCCCAGCUGGAGCCAGGGGGAACAGCUAUGGGCUUUGAAUCUGCAGGAAACUAAAGAAAAAGAUGAUUCCCAUAGAGAUUCCUACACAGAUUCAGAAAGAACUGAGAAUAAGCAGUUAUAUGAAAGAGGGGAAGAUUUCAGAAGAGUAGAGUCAAAUGGAGAAACACUGUAAAUAAUCCUAAACAAUUUCCCUAAGGAACAUAGAUUUGGAGAAUAUUUUGAAUAUGAGAGAAGUUUAAACAUUUAUCAAUAGAGAAACUCUACAGCAUUGACUUUUAGGAAAUCCUUUUUCCUCAAAAAAUUAAUUAAGCCAUGAUGACUCACAAGAAUGCCAUUAUAGAAGAUGUCACCAAAAAAUGUAAUGAACUUGGAGCAGAAUCAGUAUUCUUUGUACAUCAUAAAGGAAUAACAAAAGAAAAAGUCCAUGAAUGUGAUAAUUGUGGCAAAAAUUUUGAGCAGAAAUCAGCUUUUUUUCUACACCAGAGAAUUCACACUGCAGAGAAACCACACAGAUGUAAUGAAUGUGGGAAAAUUUUCAGUCGAAGCUCAAACUUGAAUGAACAUAAAAAAAUUCAUAUUGGAGAAAAACCAUAUAAAUGUAAUAAAUGUUCAAAAGCUUUCAUUUGUAGUUCCCGGCUCAUUCAACAUCAGUUAAUUCACACUGGGGAAAAAACUUAUAAAUGUUAUGAAUGUGGUAAAGCUUUCAGUCUGAAUUCACAACUUAAUAGACAUCAGAAAACUCAUACUGGAGAUAAACCAUUUGAAUGCAAUGAGUGUCAGAAAACAUUUAGCCAGAGAUCACACCUUAUUCAACAUCAAAGAAUUCAUACUGGAGAGAAACCUUAUGGAUGUGAUAAAUGUGGAAAAACCUUUGGUCAGAAUUCUCAACUGGUAUUACAUCAGAGGAUUCAUACAGGAGAGAGGCCUCAUGCAUGUAAUGAAUGUGGGAAAGCUUUCAAUCAAAGAUCACUACUUAUUAGACAUCAAAGAAUUCACACUGGAGAGAGACCCUAUAAAUGUGAUGUAUGUGGAGAAACCUUUAUUCAGAACUCACACCUUAUUCUACAUCAGAGAAUUCACACUGGAGAAAGACCCUACAAAUGUAAGGAAUGUGGGAAAUCAUUCAGUCAAAGUUCAACUCUUGAUCAGCAUCAGAUAGUUCAUACUGGUAUAAAACCAUACAAAUGUAAUGAAUGUGGGAAAGCCUUCAGUUGGAGUUCACGUCUUAUUCAACAUAAAUUAAUACACACUGGAGAGAAACCAUAUAAAUGUAAUAAAUGUUCAAAAGCUUUCAGUUGCAGCUCAGGCCUUAUUUUACAUCAGAGAACGCACACUGGAGAGAAACCCUAUAAAUGUAAUGAGUGUGGAAAAGGCUUCAUUCAGAGUUCACAACUUAUUCAGCAUCAAAGAAUUCAUACUGGAGAAAAACCCUAUGAGUGUGAUGAAUGUGGCAAAGCCUUUGGUCAGAGCUCACAACUUAUUCAACAUCAAAGAAUUCAUAGUGGAGAAAAACCUUAUGGGUGUGAUCAGUGUGGGAAGGCCUUUAGUCAAAGCUCACAACUUACUCUACAUCAUAGAAUUCAUACUGGAGAGAAACCUCAUAAAUGUAGUGAAUGUGGAAAAACUUUUUGUCAGACCUCACAACUUAGACUACACCAGAGAAUUCAUACUGGAGAGAAACCCCACAAAUGUACUGAAUGUGGGAAAGCUUUCACACAAAGCUCACUUCUUAUUAGGCAUCAGAGAGUUCACACUGGUGAGAAACCUUAUGAAUGCCAUGAAUGUGGGAAAGCUUUCAGCCAGAGUUCAACUCUUGUUCAGCAUCAGAUCGUUCAUACAGGAGUGAAGCUUUUCAAAUGUAAUCAAUGUGGAAAAGCUUUUAGUAGGAGUUCUUACCUUAUUCUACAUCAGAGAAUUCACAGUGAUGAGAAAUCUACCCAAAGUAAUUAAUAUGAAAUUUUUCUGGUACUUUUAAGCUAUAUAAAGUUGCCUGGAAAAAAAAAUAACUGAAUGUGAUAAGAACAGGAAAGCUACAGAUUGGAAUUCAUACCUUAAACUACAUUAGACCAGUAUUUGAGGAAAAACUAUAAAUGUAACACAUAAGAAAAAGCCUGCACUUUUAGUAUCCUUCAUUUAAUUUAUAUCACAAUAAUCAUACUGACAAAAAAAAUCAAUAAGAGUUUUGUAAUGGUUUUACCAAUAUCUCAUUUUUCAUCCUCACAGCUUUUCAGAGGUGGCAGGUCCUCAUCUUGUUUCAACCUGUAAAUGAAAAAGAAUCUUCACACACUAUCCCUAUCAAAUAGUAAUCUAAUCUCUGCUUGAAGACCUCCAGUGAUAGGGAUUCUUCUUCCUCCUGAGGCACCUUAUUAUUCUUUUAAACUACAGUUUUUAAAGAAAUUUUUUCUUAUGUUGUGCUGAAAUCUGCAACUUUAACCAUUGUCCCUGGUUCUGCUUUAGUGCCAAAUAACAACUUUAGUCCCUUUUCCUCAUUUUUACUCUUCAUGAUACUUCAUGUCUUCCUCAAAGUUUUAUUUUCUUCAGACUAUUGGUUCUUAAAAUGUGAUCCAUGGCCUCUUUUCAGAGGUUCCUCAAAGUCAAAACUAUUUUCACAAUAAUAAUGUUUAAUUUUUAAUAUGGUAAAUAAGUAAACAAAUAAAUCAGUAUGGUAAACAAAUAUGCUAGCUCAUAUUUAGUUUAUAAUCCACCAAAACCCCUCCA
This is a messenger RNA of Sarcophilus harrisii (Tasmanian devil), 3470 nucleotides long. RefSeq names its product zinc finger protein 420-like. Lineage: Eukaryota; Metazoa; Chordata; Mammalia; Dasyuromorphia; Dasyuridae. The record is from RefSeq and is a predicted model, not a curated record. The transcript is spliced from 3 exons. Bases 1065 to 2702 code for a protein of 545 amino acids.